GGAGUAAACACUAAUAAUAUGAGACGUUUCAAAGAUCCUAUAAAAUAGUCACUCUCUACCAUUACAUGUGCUCUGCCGCUUUUAAAUCUCUCAUCUUCUUCCUCGUGUCACUCUUUCUCUCACACUCUGCAAAAACAUUUUCUUGUCUCUCCUCUGCCCAAAUUUUUUUUCUUUCCAGGAAUAUUUCCUAGAAAAACCCAAGCAAAGCUUUAACCCCUUCCUCCUCCAAAAGUAGCAUCUUCCUCUUUUUCUAUUUCUCCUUUCCUCUUCUUAUCUCUCUCUCGUUUGUGAACGAUUCCUUAAGAAUAUAACCAAAAGCCCUUUUCUCCUUUCUUCAACUUUCCGGGAAAAAUCUUCACGCAGCAAGGUUUCUCUCUCGGCUCUCGCAGUGUUUUUCGUGCCUUUUGUUCUUUCUAUAAAAAAAAAAUUCGCGUCCUUUAAGAAAACUUUUUCCACCUAGAGAAGAAGAAGAGUAUCACUCUUGUUGUUCAAGUUUCUCUCUUUAAUAAAAAAUCCAUCUUUAUUCUUUGUCUUCUUUCCUUUUUGCUUUCCCUAAUCUCUAUGUUAUAAACACACAGAGAGAAACAAAGUCACAGUCUCGAGUCAAAAACAGAGAAUACGAAAGAAAAAUGGAAGCGGAGAAGAAAAUGGUUCUACCGAGAAUCAAAUUCACAGAGCACAAAACCAACACGACAACAAUCGUAUCGGAGUUAACCAACACUCACCAAACCAGGAUUCUUCGUAUCUCAGUCACUGACCCAGACGCUACUGAUUCCUCCAGUGACGACGAAGAAGAAGAACAUCAACGCUUUGUCUCUAAACGCCGUCGUGUUAAGAAGUUUGUCAACGAAGUCUAUCUCGAUUCCGGUGCUGUUGUUACUGGUAGUUGUGGUCAAAUGGAGUCGAAGAAGAGACAAAAGAGAGCGGUUAAAUCGGAGUCUACUGUUUCUCCGGUUGUUUCAGCGACGACGACUACGACGGGAGAGAAGAAGUUCCGAGGAGUGAGACAGCGUCCAUGGGGAAAAUGGGCGGCGGAGAUAAGAGAUCCGUUGAAACGUGUACGGCUCUGGUUAGGUACUUACAACACGGCGGAAGAAGCUGCUAUGGUUUACGAUAACGCCGCUAUUCAGCUUCGUGGUCCCGACGCUCUGACUAAUUUCUCAGUCACUCCGACAACAGCGACGGAGAAGAAAGCCCCACCACCGUCUCCGGUGAAGAAGAAGAAGAAGAAAAACAACAAAAGCAAAAAAUCCGUUACUGCUUCUUCCUCCAUCAGCAGAAGCAGCAGCAACGAUUGUCUCUGCUCUCCGGUGUCUGUUCUCCGAUCUCCUUUCGCCGUCGACGAAUUCUCCGGCAUUUCUUCAUCACCAGUCGCGGCCGUUGUAGUCAAGGAAGAGCCAUCCAUGACAACGGUAUCUGAAACUUUCUCUGAUUUCUCGGCGCCCUUGUUCUCAGAUGAUGACGUGUUCGAUUUCCGGAGCUCAGUGGUUCCCGACUAUCUCGGCGGCGAUUUAUUUGGGGAAGAUCUAUUCACGGCGGAUAUGUGUACGGAUAUGAACUUCGGAUUCGAUUUCGGAUCCGGAUUAUCCAGCUGGCACAUGGAGGACCAUUUUCAAGAUAUCGGGGAUCUAUUCGGGUCGGAUCCUCUUUUAGCUGUUUAAUAAUAUUUUAAAUAAAUAAAUAGUUAUACCGGCCGUUACUAAACGGAACCGGAGAAAGUUUUGUAUACCGGUGACAUAAAAUCUCGGUUAUGUUCGUAAUCUUUUUUUCUUUGUUAUAUAUAAAAAUAUGAAUGAAACUGAAUUAAUGUAAGUUAAUGGUGAUAAUUAUUAACGUUUUAAGUUUUGAAAAAUAAUUUUCGUCUGUUAACGAUAAUGGGAGGUCGAGUUUCUUUUUGCUUCCACGUGCUCU
This is a messenger RNA of Arabidopsis thaliana (thale cress), 1911 nucleotides long. RefSeq names its product cytokinin response factor 2 (gene CRF2). The transcript has a single exon. Lineage: Eukaryota; Viridiplantae; Streptophyta; Magnoliopsida; Brassicales; Brassicaceae. Gene Ontology annotation, molecular function: DNA binding; DNA-binding transcription factor activity. Gene Ontology annotation, biological process: regulation of DNA-templated transcription. Gene Ontology annotation, cellular component: cytoplasm; nucleus. The record is from RefSeq and is marked reviewed. Bases 630 to 1661 code for a protein of 343 amino acids.